AAAAAAAAAAAGAUCAAGUUGGAAGCAAGCGAAUCACACCCGAACUCAUAACACACAAGCCACUCCAAAAAGAAGAGAACGAUGCAACUGCUGCUCUACUCCGGCUGCUUGUUGGUCACCAUCCUGAGCCUGAUCCUCUCGAUAUACACCCUCCAAUCACCCACUUGGAUAAGAUUCGAUACGCCCAGUUCGUCGCCAUUCCAAUACUCAUCAAUCUAUGGCUUGACCCAGAAAUGCGACAAGUCGAACUUGCAUCCGGAGUUCCAAUGUCGCCGGUUCCCGCAAGUGGACCGAGACUGUCAAGGGGGGAGCCGACCCGAUGAGAUGACGAGCCGCUUCACAGGCCACCAAUACGAAGUGAUGAAGAACAACCAAACCACGCUCGCGCCGAGUGGCCCACGAAGGAGAUCCAGUCGAAUCGUCCUCGCUCGGCGGAGGCUCCGUGAUCCUCACCGAUCUUCUCUCUCAAAGAAACGGAUUCGGGUUCUGCGAGAAGUGGAGAACCGCCGCCUAUACCGCUCAGCUCUCCAUCGUCAUCGCCGUCAUCAAUCUCUUCGCUACCUUCUUGAUCCUCAUCGGCAACAAUUAUCGGCAAGAACACGGCUGGAAGAUCUGUGCUGGUCUUGUCUCCAUUCACGCUGUUUUCCAAUCCUUGGCCUGGAUCUUGAUCCUCAACGUGUUCAACCAAGACGACCGAUUCUACUUCGGCUCGCGCCUCUCGACCAGCAUCUACAUCUCCAUCAUCACCAGUGCCCUCGAUCUCAUCUUCCUCACCGCCAUCGUUGCCGCCGGCUUCACUGGCAUCUUCGUCCCCGCUUCUUCCUCUUCUUCUUCUUCUGGCGUCGAUCGGAGGGAUGAGUAUGAACGUAUCCAGUAAUCCGUUUCGAUUCACACUUUCAAGCAUCUUGUACUUUUUCUCUUCUUCUCUAUUUUUCUAUCGUAAAUCUUCUGUACGUGUCCAGUUGUGUACUUUUUGAUCGUCGUUGUUGGUGUGGACACAGCUUUGAGUUGGAUUUUUCUUUUCUUUCUUAUCAUCCAUUGAUCCAGCUCCCGUCCCACCUCUUUCUUUCUCUCUCUCUCUCUCUCGUGUUCACAAAAAAAAAGUAGUUGUCCACAAUGCCCAUAUACAUUCCAAUAUUUAUGUACUGACCAAAUAGAGUUAUGGCAUGAAGUGAGAGCACAGCGUGGAUGAACGUCAACACGGCCUGAUCCGAAGAUACGUACCCAGUGUACAUACAGCUUAUAACAAGGGAUAGAGAGAGAGAGAGGCAAACAGUGCUCCUCAACAACUGCC
Molecule: messenger RNA, 1294 nt
Organism: Puccinia graminis f. sp. tritici CRL 75-36-700-3
Lineage: Eukaryota; Fungi; Basidiomycota; Pucciniomycetes; Pucciniales; Pucciniaceae
Exons: 3
Coding region: 82-858 (258 amino acids)
Source: RefSeq, a predicted model, not a curated record